Protobothrops mucrosquamatus (brown spotted pit viper) is the source of this 700-nucleotide messenger RNA. RefSeq names its product DnaJ heat shock protein family (Hsp40) member C4 (gene DNAJC4). The record is from RefSeq and is a predicted model, not a curated record. Bases 1 to 666 code for a protein of 221 amino acids. NCBI's taxonomy places the organism in Eukaryota, Metazoa, Chordata, Lepidosauria, Squamata, Viperidae. The transcript is spliced from 4 exons.
AUGUGGGUUGGGCUGAUAGAGAAGAACCAGGCCAAUGUCACCGAGCUGGCUUUCGUGUCUAAGGCNAACGUCUUGAGCAAAGAGAGAAGCCGCCGAAAUUACGACGCUCAGCAAACGCUCCGGAAGGCCUGGCCGGGUCCGGAAGCCCAGCGACCUUCGGCCCGAGACCCCUUCGACCCCCUCCACGUCCACCGCCAGCAACGGAGCGGCCAGCACGCCUGGGAAGGUCAAGGCCCCCGCAGACACUCGGCGGAAGACCCUUUCCGCUCGGAUCACUUCCGAGCUGCCGGAAGAAAUCCAGACCCCUCUGAGGAUGAUGCCUACUGGCAGGAAUUCCACAAAACGCCCCCGGAGUGGUAUUCAGACCAGGAGUUCAGGAGGAGGCAGCAACGCAACCUGAGGAUGGUAAUCUACUGUUUGCUGAUCAUGUCCGGAAGCCUCCUGGUUCACUUGGUAUCCUACAGGCAAAUCGCAAAACUUCACACCGGCUUAAUGAACGAGAGAGACCGCAUGAUCAGCCAGGCCCUAAUUAAGGCAAGGGAAAAAGGCAGAGCGAGACACAAAGAGCGUCUGCAACAGAAGCGUGCCCCAGUUCUCCAGGAAGACCCCACCAAACCCCAGGACUCCGUAAACGAUCCGGUUCCUUCCUCCUCAACGGCCAAGUAAUCCAGUGGCAGCCAGCCCUCUUCCAGCCUGCCGG